Molecule: messenger RNA, 3304 nt
Organism: Antechinus flavipes (yellow-footed antechinus)
Lineage: Eukaryota; Metazoa; Chordata; Mammalia; Dasyuromorphia; Dasyuridae
Product: C4b-binding protein alpha chain-like
Exons: 10
Coding region: 111-1142 (343 amino acids)
Biological process (GO): negative regulation of complement activation, classical pathway
Source: RefSeq, a predicted model, not a curated record
GACUUUUCCGGUGGAAGCGGAGCUAAGCAGCCGAAACCUUCUCCAUCCCGGCACCGCUCUGCAUCUCGCACUUAGGAACAUCCCAAGGUGCAACUCAGCCGGGACUUGUCAUGAGCCCGGGGCCACGGAAUGUGAUUUCUGCGUUGGGGCUACUCGGCCCUUCAUCAUCACUACUGCUGCUGCUGCCGCUGCUGAGCCUGCCCCCAGCGCGCGGUACUUGUGGUGUCCCAGAAAGAUUACCAUUUGCUGUGGUGACAAAGGAGUUUGCAGACCAGAAAAACUUUCCUGAGGGUGCCAAGGUGACAUAUACUUGUCGACCAGGUUAUACUAGAAAUCGUUAUUUCUCACCUACACUUACUUGCCUUCCAAAUGGAACAUGGUCCAAGGCAACUGAAUUUUGUGAAAAAAAACGAUGCCCUAACCUUGGAGAACUAGCCAAUGGUCAUAUUAAUUUCGAGGAGAACAUUGUAUUUGGUUCAACCGUUUCAUUUAGUUGUGAUGAAGGGUUCUUAUUAAUCGGUCAGUCUCAAAGUAUAUGUGAAAUUGUACAUGAAAACCAAGUUGGGUGGAGUGCUCCUCUUCCAGACUGCCAAGUCAUUCGCUGUCUUCCACCUCCAGUUAUCGACAAUGGCCAAUACACAGAAAAUUUUCAAGAUUUUUUUAUUUAUGGCUCAUCGGUAAGAUAUACAUGUGAUAAAACAUAUUCACUCAUUGGAGAGGAAUCCAUCCAUUGUACUACUAAGAACAAGAAAGAUGGAGAAUGGAGUGGCCCUCCCCCUCAAUGCAAAGUUGUCCAUUGUAAAAGUCCAGUUCUCCUAAAUGGACAUCUAAUAUCUGGAAGAAGGCCAUCUUAUAAUUAUAAAGAAACUGUGAUCUUGGAAUGUGAUUCUGGAUUUUACUUGGAAGGCGAGGAAAAGAUUUCCUGUGGUGCUGACAACAUGUGGGUUCCUGGUAUGCCACAGUGUAAACCAGGUGUUAAGCCUACCACCGUUAGGACCAUCACCACCACCACCACCACCACCACCAAGACUAUUACUACCACCACCACCAAAACUAAUAGUUUUUCUUCUGCGAGUGGGAAACUACACCAACUUGAUACAAUAAUCUCAGUGAUAGCAUUGAUCAUCUUCACUCAAAUAUGAAGAGGUUGGCCAUGAAAAAUCAAGUAUUUACAGCUACAAAAAUCAAAUCUACAUCAAGUAUUUAAAUCAUCAUUUGCUUAUUGCCUAUAAAGGUGAACUCAGGAGAGCUGAUCAUAGUGCUCAUAUAAGAAUGACAUGCUUUUGAUGAUGUCAACAAUUCAUGACUUCCUGAAAUUCCAAAUUGCAGAAGGGAUAAAGAUAGAUUUUUUUAAUAUAUGAAAUAUUUUAACUGAAGUGUUUCCUUUUAUCUACUUAUAUCACAUGAACCAAACUUAUAGAUGAUGAGUACAUAGAGAAAGAUAUUCUAGCAUCUUUCCUGAGAAACUGAAAAGGCAAGAUGUUAAAUAUUAAAUCAUAUAUUUUGCUUCAAAUUGAAGACUUCAUUGUUUUUUAAUUUGUAGGGAAUUUGGAUGUUCUAACUUUUUUACUCAUUAAAGCUUUUUCCUUCAAUGAAACAGUGAAUUAAAAUGAAAAUGUCACUCAUGUAACUAAUUUAUGAGUUUCAUUCUUUAUUCCUUGGGUCAAACUUUGACACCUAAAACUUUUUAAGUUUUAAAAUUCUAGUUUGUUUUGGGUAAUCUCGGAGGGAAGAUACUAAAAUCGAAAGAGACUAGGAAAGGCUUCUCAUAACAGAUAAGGCUUUAACUGAGAUCUGAAGGAAGUUGAGGAAACUAACAGGCAGAUAUAAAGAAAUGUUCCAAGCAAGAGGAACAUUAUACUAGUAAAAAUGCUUAGAGGAAAGGGAUGGAGUGUCUUCUACAAAAAAAAAAAAAUUUGAGGAGACUAAUGUCACUGGAUCAUGAAGAAUGAAGAGAGAAAUAAAGAAUCAAAGGCUACCUAGGCAUAAAGAAUGAGAUUAUAAACAAAUUGGAAGAGCAUAGGGUAGUUUACCUCUCAGACCUGUGGAAGAGGAAGGAAUUUAUGACCAAAGAAGAACUAGAGAUCACUAUUGACCAAAAAAGAGAAAAUUUUGAUUAUAUCAAAUUGAAAAGUUUUUGUACAAACAAAACUAAUGCAAAUGAGAUUAGAAGGGAAACAAUAAACUGGGAAAACGUUUUUACAGUCAAAGGUUCUGAUAAAGGCCUCAUUUCCAAAAUAUAUAGAGAAUUGACUCUAAUUUAUAAGAUAUCAAGCCAUUCUCCAAUUGAUAAAUGGUCAAAGGAUAUGAACAGACAAUUCUCAGAUGAAGAAAUUGAAACUAUUUAUAGACAUAUGAAAAUAUGCGCCAAGUCAUUAUUAAUCAGAGAAAUGCAAAUUAAGACAACUCUGAGAUACUACUACACACCUGUCAGAUUGGCUAGAAUGACAGAGAAAGAUAAUGCGGAAUGUUGGAGGGGAUGUGGGAAAACAGGGACACUGAUACAUUGUUGGUGGAAUUGUGAACACAUCCAGCCAUUCUGGAGAGCAAUUUGGAACUAUGCUCAAAAAGUUAUCAAACUGUGCAUACCCUUUGAUCCAGCAGUGUUUCUACUGGGCUUAUACCCCAAAGAGAUACUAAAGAAGGAAAAGGGACCUGUAUGUGCCAAAAUGUUUGUGGCAGCUCUGUUUGUAGUGGCUAGAAGCUGGAAAAUGAAUGGAUGCCCAUCAAUUGGAGAAUGGUUGAGUAAAUUGUGGUAUAUGAAUGUUAUGGAAUAUUAUUGUUCUGUAAGAAAUGACCAGCAGGAUGAAUACAGAGAGGACUGGCAAGACUUACAUGAUCUGAUGCUAAGUGAAAUGAGCAGAACCAGGAGAUCAUUAUAUACCUCAACAACGAUACUGUAUGAGGAUGUAUUCUGAUGGAAGUGGUUUUCUUUGACAAAGAGAUCUAAUUCAGUUUCAAGUUGAUCAAGGAUGGACAGAAGCAGCUACACCCAAAGAAAGGACACUGGGAAAUGAAUAUAAACUGCUUGCAUUUUUGUUUUUCUUCCUGGGUUAUACCUUCUGACUCUAAUUCUCCCUGUGCAACAAGAGAACUGUUUGGUUCUGCACACAUAUAUUGUAUCUAGGAUAUACUGUAACCUAUCUAACAUGUAUAGGACUACUUGCCAUCUGGGGGAGGGGAUGGAGGGAGGGAGGGGAAAAAUCGGAGCAGAAGUGAGUGCAAGGGAUAAUGUUGUAAAAAAUUACCCUGGCAUGGGUUCUGUCAAUAAAAAGUUAUUAAAAAAAUAAAAAUUAAAAAAAAA